GUGUGUGCUCUUGGUUUUUAUUUUUUUGAAGAAAAAUCUUGAAAAUCUGGGGCAGGUUACGGUGCUCGUAGGGUGGUGAUUCUUCUUUUGAAAGAGUAGCUGACCAGACCAAUCUACUAGAGACAUUUUUCGGCGAGUAAAGAUUAUUUUCCUUCCAGGAGAGGGAUUUUUUCCCCCCCGGCUUUGCAGCCAAGUGAAAGAGAUUAGCCCCUAAACCUGUGAAAUCGACCAGAGCCGUGUGAGAGAGAAUACGGGAAGAAAAGGAGAUAUAAAUUAAAUAGCCUGUCAGUGCCUUUGGCCACGUUGGAAGAUGUCAUCUCAAACUAAGUUCAAGAAAGACAAAGAGAUCAUUGCUGAAUAUGAAGCCCAAAUAAAAGAGAUCCGCACGCAGCUGGUGGAGCAGUUCAAAUGCUUGGAGCAGCAGUCGGAGUCUAGGCUGCAGCUGCUACAGGACCUCCAGGAGUUUUUCCGCCGGAAAGCUGAGAUCGAGCUUGAGUACUCCCGCAGCCUGGAGAAGCUGGCUGAGCGCUUCUCCUCCAAGAUCCGCAGCUCCCGGGAGCACCAGUUUAAGAAGGACCAGUACCUCCUCUCACCCGUGAACUGCUGGUAUCUGGUCCUGCAUCAGACCAGGCGGGAGAGCCGAGACCAUGCCACCCUCAAUGACAUCUUCAUGAACAACGUCAUCGUCCGCCUCUCACAGAUCAGUGAGGAUGUCAUCAGACUCUUCAAAAAGAGCAAGGAGAUUGGCCUGCAGAUGCACGAGGAGCUCCUGAAGGUCACCAACGAGCUCUACACAGUCAUGAAAACCUACCACAUGUACCACGCGGAGAGCAUCAGUGCGGAGAGCAAGCUGAAGGAGGCUGAGAAGCAGGAGGAGAAGCAGUUCAACAAGGCGGGAGAGCUCAGCAUGAACCUGCUCCGGCACGAUGACCGGCCCCAGCGCCGCAGCUCUGUGAAGAAGAUUGAGAAGAUGAAGGAGAAGAGGCAGGCAAAGUAUUCUGAGAACAAGCUGAAGUGCACGAAGGCCCGGAAUGACUAUCUGCUGAAUCUGGCUGCCACCAAUGCAGCUAUAAGCAAAUACUACAUCCACGAUGUCUCCGACCUGAUCGAUUGCUGUGAUUUGGGCUUUCAUGCCAGCCUGGCCCGUACCUUCCGGACCUACCUCUCAGCCGAGUACAACCUGGAGACCUCUCGCCACGAGGGGCUGGAUGUUAUUGAGAAUGCGGUGGACAACCUGGAUUCCAGAAGUGACAAGCACACGGUCAUGGACAUGUACAACCAGGUCUUCUGUCCUCCACUCAAGUUUGAGUUCCAGCCACACAUGGGGGAUGAGGUGUGCCAGGUCAGUGCACAGCAGCCCGUCCAGACAGAAUUACUCAUGCGGUACCACCAGCUGCAGUCCAGACUGGCCACUCUCAAGAUAGAGAAUGAGGAGGUGAGAAAAACCCUGGAUGCCACCAUGCAGACCUUACAGGACAUGCUGACCGUGGAGGACUUUGAUGUCUCUGACGCCUUCCAACACAGUCGGUCCACAGAGUCUGUAAAGUCGGCUGCCUCUGAGACCUACAUGAGCAAGAUCAACAUCGCCAAAAGGAGAGCCAACCAGCAGGAGACAGAAAUGUUUUAUUUUACAAAAUUUAAAGAAUAUGUGAAUGGCAGUAACCUCAUCACUAAGCUGCAGGCCAAGCACGACUUACUCAAGCAGACCCUGGGUGAAGGGGAAAGAGCAGACUGUGGCACAACCAGCAGAAGAGAUGGAAGGCUUAGGCUGCCCCACUUUCCUUGGCUGAGCUGCCCCCCUGCUCCCCACUUUGUGCCCCACCCAGCAUUUCAAGGAAGAAGAAAUGCUCGAACCAGGAACCAGGAUUCGGGACAAGCUAUCCCGCUGGUAGUUGAGAGCUGCAUCCGAUACAUCAAUUUAUACGGACUCCAGCAGCAAGGGAUCUUCCGAGUGCCAGGAUCUCAGGUUGAAGUCAAUGACAUCAAAAAUUCCUUUGAGAGAGGUGAAGACCCCCUUGUGGAUGAUCAAAAUGAACGAGAUAUCAAUUCCGUCGCUGGUGUUCUAAAACUGUAUUUCCGAGGACUGGAAAACCCUCUCUUUCCUAAGGAAAGGUUUCAAGAUUUGAUAUCUACUAUUAAACUGGAGAGCCCAGCUGAGAGGGUGCACCAGAUCCAACAAAUCCUCAUCACCCUUCCCCGCGUGGUCAUCGUGGUCAUGAGAUAUCUCUUCGCUUUCCUCAACCACCUCUCGCAGUACAGUGACGAGAACAUGAUGGAUCCCUACAACCUGGCCAUCUGCUUCGGGCCCACCCUCAUGCACAUUCCUGAUGGGCAGGACCCUGUGUCCUGCCAGGCACACGUCAACGAAGUCAUCAAAACCAUCAUCAUCCAUCAUGAAGCCAUCUUUCCCAGCCCCCGGGAGCUAGAAGGACCCGUGUAUGAAAAAUGCAUGGCUGGAGGGGAAGAGUAUUGUGAUAGCCCACACAGUGAGCCAGGGACCAUUGAUGAAGUUGACCAUGACAAUGGCACUGAACCUCACACCAGUGAUGAAGAAGUGGAACAGAUUGAGGCCAUCGCCAAGUUUGACUACGUGGGGCGGUCCCCACGUGAGCUGUCCUUCAAGAAAGGGGCCUCGCUGCUAUUGUACCACCGUGCCUCGGAGGACUGGUGGGAAGGUCGUCACAAUGGCGUGGAUGGACUCAUCCCACAUCAGUACAUAGUCGUACAGGACAUGGAUGAUGCCUUCUCCGACAGCCUAAGCCAGAAGGCGGACAGUGAGGCCAGCAGUGGGCCACUGCUGGACGACAAGGCCUCCUCCAAAAACGACCUGCAGUCCCCCACGGACCACAUCUCGGAUUACGGCUUUGGGGGGGUGAUGGGCCGGACAUAGAGAAGACCAUGAGCACGGCUCUGCACGAGUUGCGGGAACUCGAGAGGCAGAACACGGUCAAGCAGGCGCCAGACGUGGUG
Myotis davidii is the source of this 2970-nucleotide messenger RNA. It is a transcript of the gene SRGAP3, whose product is annotated as SLIT-ROBO Rho GTPase activating protein 3. The record is from RefSeq and is a predicted model, not a curated record. Gene Ontology annotation, cellular component: cytoplasm. The coding region runs from base 311 to 2890 and encodes 859 amino acids. Gene Ontology annotation, biological process: signal transduction; negative regulation of cell migration. Gene Ontology annotation, molecular function: protein binding. The transcript is spliced from 22 exons. NCBI's taxonomy places the organism in Eukaryota, Metazoa, Chordata, Mammalia, Chiroptera, Vespertilionidae.